AUGGCCUCUCAACUUCUGUUUCUAGCAUUACUCCUAGCCAUGACUUGCUCCAUUGCUUUCGCAGCUGAGAGUCUGCAAGAUUUCUGUGUACCGCAGCCAACACGCUUAGGUGCAGUGAAUGGCAUUGUCUGCAAGGACCCUAAUCUUGUUGAAGCCAAUGACUUCUUCUAUAGUGGACUUGACAUAGCAGGCAACACAUCAACCGUAUUUGGUUCACGUGUGACCUCUGUUAGGGUGAACCAAAUUCCAGGACUCAACACCUUUGGCAUCUCCAUUGCACGCAUCGAUUUCGCUGCAUGGGGUGUUAAUCCUCCACACACUCAUCCUAGAGCGACUGAAAUCUUGACAGUCCUUGAAGGAAGCCUCCAAGUGGGUUUUGUCACCUCCAACCCCGAAAACAAACUCAUUACAAAAAUACUUCAGCCAGGUGAUGUGUUUGUGUUCCCGGAAGGUCUUGUGCAUUUCCAAUAUAAUGUUGGAUAUACUAUAGCAGUAGCCUAUUCAGCUUUCAGCAGCCAAAAUCCAGGAACUAUUACCCUUGCCAACACAGUAUUCGGAGCAAGGCCUCACAUCUCUAGCGACAUUCUUACAAAGGCUUUCUUAGUGGAUAAGGAAGCAAUCUACAACAUACAGUCAAGAUUUUAG
Molecule: messenger RNA, 645 nt
Organism: Fragaria vesca subsp. vesca
Lineage: Eukaryota; Viridiplantae; Streptophyta; Magnoliopsida; Rosales; Rosaceae
Product: putative germin-like protein 2-1-like
Exons: 2
Coding region: 1-645 (214 amino acids)
Cellular component (GO): cell wall
Molecular function (GO): manganese ion binding
Source: RefSeq, a predicted model, not a curated record